Molecule: messenger RNA, 4253 nt
Organism: Drosophila ficusphila
Lineage: Eukaryota; Metazoa; Arthropoda; Insecta; Diptera; Drosophilidae
Product: zinc finger protein 800
Exons: 5
Coding region: 195-3101 (968 amino acids)
Source: RefSeq, a predicted model, not a curated record
AUUUAGUUAUAUUUUUCACAUCCCUACAAAAAAUGCAAGAUGCAGGCCCGUAUUCGAAUUGGAAAACCACUUUGAUCGCGAAUUAGAAACAUAUUAAGAUCCGCACUUGGCCGAAAUCGACCCGAAGAGCAGUGCGUUGGGAUUGUAAGCGAAUUCGGCCAAAAGGAGCAGAAGCGGCGUGUAAAACCAGCACCAUGAGGAAGCGCAGCUCGCGCUGUAACUCGGACACUUUUAAAGAGGAGCAGAUGGCCCACAACGGUGACGACAUCAGCUUGCUGCAGCGCCCACUGCGCACCGCCCACACGGGAUUCGAGGAGGCGCGCCGGGCAUACGAGGAUGGCACCAGCGAGGUGCGUCAGCUGCUAAGCCUGGAGUGCAGCCUGAUUUACGAGUGCAAAGUGUGCCGGAACAUGUUCCGCAGCCUGGCCAAUUUCAUCAGCCAUAAGCGCAUCUUUUGCUGCGUCAGCGCUCGGUCAGCAAACGGCAAUGGAUACACAGAUCAGAACUCCACGAUGAUCAUACAAACAGGUGGCGGUCCGUCGCCGCAGGAUAUUGAGCACAUGCUCCGAAGCAGGAGCACGGGAUGCUCGCCAGUUCCUCGAGAGGUGCGUCCCAUACGGGCUGGAGGUGGAGGGAUACGCGACCUUAGUGGCGUCAUCGAGCGUCUCCGACGCGAGAAGGCCCCCUUACAGGCCAGGCGUAGCUCCCCCACGGUUCUUCAGCUGGAGUCGGUGCCCACUUCCAGCCAGGCAGUCUACCAAACCGUCAAGGUAGACCAGGAGGACAGCAUACGGACGGAGCUGGAUGAGGUGCACCGUAUGCUCAAUCCGGCUGAUACCGUUGUGGGACCCGACGGCAAGGCCUUGGCCACCAUCAAGUUGGAACGCCAAGGAGGCAGCGACUCCGGCGAAAAUGGCGAGCAGUCGAUCAGCGACGAAACGGAGACUAGCAUCUUCUGCGAGAUCUGCAAUCUGACUUUUCAGACGCAAAAAACGCUGGAGCUGCACAUUCAGAAGCAUCACUCAUCAUCGGCAUUUGUGUUUCAGUGUCCCGCCUGUUCGCUAACUUUUCUGCAGGCCGCCGCAGUUAUUCGCCAUCUAUCCAAGGAUCACAAGAAACCAACUCGUCGCAUUCGCAUGAUGCGGAACACAAUCCUCAAGCGCCGCGUGCAGCAAGGAGAUAUUCAUCCCAAGGGCCCCUGCCGUGAGUUGAAGCGCCUGCAAUUCUCCGACGACGUAGUAGGCUACGUUCCGGAGCCAUUGGAUGCCAGUGGUGAGCAUCGUAAGAUCAUGUCUUUGUGUAUAUACUGCGAAAAGUCCUUUGAACGUCGCGCUGCUCUGUCAACCCACCUGCUCAAUUGUCGAGCGAAGCAAGAGGCGCUGGCCAAGCCGGCUCCCUCCGUUAAAAAACUUAAGGUAAAGAGUAAUGAUUCCAGUCUAGAUGCAGCCGAUGAGGAACCAACUGCGGCCAUAGAUUUACCGAAAAACAAUACGAUCAAGCGAGAGGAAAUUACUCUUAAUGACAUGUUUGCUGAUCUACCGGAGCGAAAUGACUCGUUUGCCCCUGUCUUGCACACAGUGUCGUUGGACCAGCUAAAUUUGACCCAUGAAACGGACUCUGCGAGUGACGAAGCGUCCAACACCGACGAAGAUCACGAGCCCGGGGCUGGAGCUGGUCCGGAAUCCACUGCGGACCCGGAAGAUGUCAAGGGCAAGGCCAAGAAGAAGCGCAAUGUGCCAGUGGAGAAGCAGCUGCGUUGCCGCUGCAAGAUCUGCCACAAGCAGUUUAAUGCACUCGGCAACCUACGCCGUCACAUAUCCAUGUUCCACUACCGCGCUCGCCGCUUCGGCUGCAAUCUGUGCGAAUAUCGCGCCUUCAGGCGCUACGAUAUCGUUAACCACUUAGGUUUCACCCACAAGAUAGAAGGAGAUCGCGACCAACUAACGGAACAGUACGUGUCCACUCAUGAGUGCGAGUACUCUCGCGACGAUGUCGAUGGGGACAUCAUUUUGUUGGACAAGGAGGAGGAGCUGGGAGCUAUAGAGGCCAAGGAGGCCAAGCCCCCUAUUAAGACCUACGAAAGGCGCUUAAAGCGUGCCAAAACCGUAAUAGAACCAGCGGGAGAAGCGAGACCACUAUCACCAACAGCCGUAGUUAAGGAGGAACCCGGCCAGGAGCCGGCGGAAGCCACUCCCGCGCCAAGUAAAAAGCGUCGCAAGUCACGCACUCAAAUCUCACCCGACUCUGGCGAGUACUCCCAGGAGAAGCGCCCGAUUCGCAAAAGGGUUAAGGCGGUCAACAAGGACUUUGUCUACGAUAUGGUCAGCUUCAAGCCGGACGGAUCAGGGCAGCAAGCUCCAGCUGCGCUCGCCGUCGAGGCCAUGCGGGCCAAGCUGCGCCGCCAGCCGACGGGAAGCAACGAUGAAAGCAAACCCAAGCAGUGGGAGGCCUACAUAACGGAGGCCAAGAAGCCGAUGGUCCUGGGCAUCACACAGCGCAUCAUGCUGGAACUAGUGAGUCAGGGACUGGCUGUAUCCGCCACUUUACCGGAGCUGCCCUCCGAGCGACCCCAAAUACGACCCCGCCUCACUUCGCACACACGCAGCGAUGGCGGUCAGCUGCAGCAGAAUCAGAACGUGGUGGAAACCACAGUGAGUCCCGCUCCGGAAACCGAGAGUUUCAUCGAAAAGAUUGCGAAGCGGACGGCAGCUGCUGGAAAGGAUGCCGCUGUCAUCAGCAACCUGUGGAACAAGGUCAACACUGCGAUUGCCCAGCAACAGCAGAAAGAAAAGCUGAAGCUGGAAAAGGAGCAGGAGAAGGAGAAGGAGCCAGUUCGAGAGGACCAGCCGCAGAAACCCGAAAUCGAGAAAUCGAAAAGCCCCCUGCCCACGACCCCCUUGCCGCCCAGCAAAUGCCACGCCCCCGUGCCCGAAUCGCUGGCAACCACUGGCAUGGAAUGCCUGGGCGGCAAGAGCAGUCAAGCGGGAGCACCGACAAUGUUUCCGGCCCUGCCCAAGCCGCCAUCCGUUCUGCAGGCAGCUGCCAAUGGGACCAUCCAGCUCACUCUGGACAGUCUCCUGCGAGCCGCGCUGCAGAACUAAACGGAACCGGAAGUAGGAGCCACCACCAUCGUUGCUACUUUUGCAACGUUCGCUGUCGUUGUCUUGUCUUUCCUGCUAGACUUCUCUCAAAGUUUCGGCUGGUCGCUUUCCCAUCAACCAUUUGAAUGUAAUUCACUAGUGUCCUUAUUGUAAAACCAAGUAAAUAAGAAACCAAGAAGAAUCAACCCAAGAAUCCCUAGAUUAUAGAUACGCUUUGAGUAUUACGCGGUAAAAAACAACCAAAACGAAUUGAGAAUCGUAGCAUAAUUUUCGGCUAUUAGCAAAUGUUUGUUGUUUGUGUGAAUUGAAAAAGUACAGAUUUUUUAAAAUGUUAUAGUUAUUACUGUAUAUGUACCUAAUUUUAUAGCCCCACGUAAUGUAAGGCACACAAGUGUGUACGGAUGUUGUGCGUAUGAGCAGCAGAUUGCCUUGCCUGGCCUUAAAUCAGAUUUAAUAUUUCAUCCGACUCGAGCCAAGCUUCUUGGUGUACUUAUACAAAUGCGUAUUGGGGUGGACCGUUUAUCAUUAUUUCAUUUUUCAUUUCCUUUCCACUCAUGCGAUCAAACCAAAACAUGCUUAUUAGUUUCUAAGUUAAUUUUAGCUGUUUUUAAAUAUUCCUUAUUCUUCGUUUGACGAUAAGGUGCUCCUUAGGCAUGUGAAACGGCGCACCCUAAUAUAUAUUAAGAAGAUGAGAAGGGCUUUGGAUAUUAAGUUUGUUGACGCUCCAUCUUGCCAUCUAUCAUUCGAAUCCAUCGCCCCACCAUCGCCUAAUUAGCAUUAUUAUAUUCAGGAACAUCACAGCUGAGGAAGCGUGAACACGACGACUUCUGCAUGAUGCUGCAUAAAUUUGUUGCUCAAAAUGUUAAUUGCAAACUAAGCGAAAGUCAGGCGCAAGUUGUACAAGGCAGUCUGUUGUACAUACACAACCCAGAUACAUGUUUAUACUAUAUAUAUAUUUUAUACAUACGCAACGUUGACUCGGCAAGUGUUUUGCCAAACGCAACGGACACAGUACGGAGGAAAUCACUCGCAGACAUUCAAAGGAGUCCUGAUCUACGCGAGUAGGUCAAUGUAUUUAUAUAUCAUUGUAAUGUACAAGGUAGAGCCUUAAAUCAAAUCACCAAAUGAUAAUAAAUCCUACGAUAAUCACCC